Messenger RNA from Xyrauchen texanus (razorback sucker), 2397 nucleotides. Its product is annotated as transmembrane protein 229b-like. Bases 259 to 825 code for a protein of 188 amino acids. The transcript has 3 exons. NCBI's taxonomy places the organism in Eukaryota, Metazoa, Chordata, Actinopteri, Cypriniformes, Catostomidae. The record is from RefSeq and is a predicted model, not a curated record.
GGAGAGAGACGGGUGCUUAUAAACACUGAGGCAACCGGUGCAACGUAUUUUGUUUUGCAACAAAAAUGCAUCUGCAGAAGCCCUGUUCGUCUCGAGCUACGUACGGUUGCGGAGGAAUGAUACGUGCAUGAGUAGCACAUCAGCUCUACUGAUGAACUUGGAAAUACUGCACUUCUUGGGCCUUGACAGACCGUUUGGAAUUUGGACAUUGACACUGGCAGACAGCAGCCUGAUAUCUCCACGCAUAAAAGGAGGAAAAUGGUCACCAUUGCAACCACAGUAACCCCUGAGCCCCUUACUGCCCUCUCUCGGUGGUACCUGUACGCCAUCCAUGGUUACUUCUGCGAAGUCAUGUUCACAGCUGCCUGGGAGUUUGUGGUCAACUGCAACUGGAAGUUUCCCGGUGUGACUAGUGUCUGGGCACUCUUCAUCUACGGCACAUGCAUCCUGAUCGUAGAGCGCAUGUAUCUCUGCCUGCGGGACCGAUGCAACGUCCUUCUCCGCUGCAUUAUUUACACGUUGUGGACAUACUUGUGGGAAUUUGGCACAGGUCUACUACUAAGUCAGUUCAACGCUUGUCCCUGGGACUACUCUGAGUUUAAAUAUAAUUUCAUGGGCCUGAUCACGGCAGAGUACGCCCUGCCCUGGUUCUGUGCUUCGCUCAUUGUAGAGCGCCUAGUGAUACGCAACACGCUGCGAUUGCGCUUUGACGAGGCUGUUGAGCCCUGUCAGGACAAAGAACAUCUGGAUAGAAGUGGUGAAGGAGGGGGAGAACGAAGAGGAAGAGGGGCCACCAGUGCUAACGGGUAUGUGAAGGUGGAUUAAAGCAACAGACGGCCCCUUUCCACUUAAAAAGUGGAGUUCACCGCAACCCUAUCCCGUCACUCACAACUCUUAUCCACACAUCUGUCUAUCUUUCUCCCACUCACGGAAACAGCUGGCAUAGCUCUACCAAAAGACAAUUGGACGAGGAACUGUCUGGUUUAAUCUUCUGUCCAGCUGGCGUUCUUCCCUCACGUGGAGAAACAUUCAGGCGGCACAGUAGUGCACAAAACGAAAUGCCCUGCCUUUGGGCAUUAGCAUGUAGCUGUUCUGGGUUUGUCAGUAGGAGUGGUGCCUGGUGACAAACAAAGAACUAACCCUACACCUAUCCCAGUACCAUACCUCUCAAACCAGUCCAUCCACUUCGGAAUCUCUGGGAGGAGAUUAAUGAAUUGUGUUCCCUUGAGGAUGCCAUCACAAUAACAUGGAAACCUGGAACACAGGACACAGCAUUUGUAGAGAGACAAAAAUAAAUAUAUCAAAUGCUUUUUAGAAUAUAAACUGCGCACAUGAUAUAUACUGUAUGUAGUAGCAAAAGCAAAUAACUGUUAGAAUAAAAGCAAACCUUUUGGACGUUAGUUUGUGGCAUUUAUCUCAAUGUAGUUUUAAUUACUUUUGAAUUGUAAUAAUAUAUAAAAUAUUGCAUUGUAUGUACUGUAUACCCUAAAGCAAUGCCUAGGCUUGUACUAGACUUUUUAUAUUCAUCAUAAAAAUUCAGUGCUUGCACAUGCAUGAACGUUGUCUUCCAAGAGAAUUUUCAUCUGGGACUGUUCUAUAAAAUUCAUUUCUUCCAUUUUUUUUUUCUAAUGGCGUUUAACACAUAAAGGAGUACUAAGAUAUGUUUUUCAUAUAUACAGUAGAGUGCUGGUGCUCAUUACUGAUGCUAUGAAAACAUCACAGUCUCUAAUUACUCUGGAGAGGGUGUGUUUUAUAGAUGUGUAAAUGAAGUGAACUGGUGCUAGAUUCUCAUCAAGUCAUUUUGAUCUGAUGAUGGUCACAAUAUAGGGCAUUUAUGUAGGUAGAUAACCUCAGGAAUGUCCACAUUAAAGCAAUAGUUCAAAUAAAACUUCACAAUUUUGUCAUCAUUAACUUUCCCUUGUGUUGUUCCAAACCCAUAUGACUUUCUUGGCUUUGUAGAACACUAAAAGAGAAAAGAACAUUUUUAACCUCAGUCACCAUUCACACUUACAUUGUAUGGAAUAAACAUGAAAUGAAAGUGAAUCACCUCCUUGUAUGUUCCUUUGGGGUCAUAUGGAUUUGAAACAACAUGAGGAUUAGUAAACAAUGACAUGAUUUUAUUUAUCCCUUUAAGUAUUUCACAUUCACACUAUAGUCUCCCAUAUACCAUGAAAUAAUGGAUCAAGACUGAAAGUAAUACUGUGGCCCUUUAAGUCAACAUCACCAAAACCCAUCUUUACAUUACAAUAUGGCAUUGGAGCAUAUUUAAACUACUGCAUGCUCCUCUGGCUUGGUAUUACCUGCAUGGUAACUCACAGUUACAGGUUAUGAAUAUUCCAGAAAGCUUUGUUGCACAUCUGUACUGUUCUGUUGUAUCUGACACAACAAAAAUGUAUU